AGUCGAAAUCAUCCGUGGUAGAAUCUCGAGGCUCGUCUAUGAGCGUGGUCGUGUGGUGAGGCCAAUCAUCGGAAUGCGGGCUUUGAUGAUGAUGAAUUGAACUCACACUCGCACGUCGUGCAGCCGCAAUUGCUCCCAAUCUGCGUGCCUGUGUCGGCGUUGUACUGCCCUCAGAACGCUGGUGCCUGAAGCUAGUCGCAGAUUUGCAGUGUGGGAGACCAGUAGAGGGUGGAAAGAGGGUCGAACUAUUGGGAUCGAGGGGUUGUUUGUUUAGUUUUGAUGAAGAUUGGGAAACGGAACUGGGUUUUGCAGUUUCGGAGCUAAUCCAUGCGAGGGGUUGCGUCGCGAACUUGACGGGGUAGUGGUUGUUUGCGUGCUUCGGAGGUCUACAUUGGACGUUCGUGUGUGGUGGGAAGCAGCUGAGAGAUUACUGAGCGAUUAUUGUAGAGAGUAUUGCGUGUGUGAGCGAAUGGGUGGAUGAGCUUGUGUUGAGAAGAGUAUGUGUUUUUUCGGUUGAUGGAAUGUGUUCUUGUUUUGUGCGAGUGAGUGAUGCGGAGGCAGUGGAGUGUUCGAGGGGGCGUAGGUAUGAGCGUUGUGUUGCCACAACCAUCUGUGUUGAGCUUUGCUUGUCGUAGAAAUCAUUGGUGAUUACGAGAUACGAGGAUAUUAGAGGGAAUUUCAGAUAUAAUUGAGUACAGUCCAGUUGUUGUUUCCUCUGUUUGUGAGGAUUUCGCCCCUCCUGGUGUUGUGGACAUACGGACCUCUGUGUCGGGUUCGGAAGUUUGCCACUCACGUCAGGAGUAGUACUGGCUGCAAAAGAGGACAGUAGUGAGGUUUUUCACGCUUGGUGGGGGAAAAUACCGUUAGGGGAAGACAACUAGAAGCAACAUAAUCAUCUUCGAGGUUUAGCCUCAUGCGAUAUUCUCGUUCGUGUGAUCUCUUCAGGACUUUCUUGAAUUCCAGAAAUUCGCGCGCAUUCCUAGGGCAAAGCCAUAAUCCUUACAGCAGCUGAGCUUUGGAACACGACGAUGUUUUGGAUUUCUUGCUAGAGUGAAUGGUUUCGAUGAGGCCGCCAUAGGCAUUCCUGGCCUUGGCCACUUCUGCCGCAGUGUGGAAUUUUGAGCCGAGGUGGAGGAGCCACGAGAUUCAAGAAAGCACCCAAACUUUCAUUUUAAUUCAGAAUUCCCGUUGGAGUUCAUACUGAAUCCUUUCUCUGGUAUGACUUCUGCAAGCAAACACGUAGUUUCCGCAGUUUUUUUUAUUUGAAGUGUCUUUUAGAACGUAGGUGGGUUUCUUUUUUGGUUGAAAGAGACGGAUUUUAAUACGAAUGUCGAGUUGAAAGAAGUGAAGGAAGGCUCCUCUUUGGCUGUCAUACAGAGACGCUGGCAGCAUGGAAGGGCUAGUUGAAGAGGAGGCUUCCCCCUCCGCGGGGAAGGUGAUAGAUCAGUUGUUUCCCAUGCCCCAGCUGGUGCCAGUACUCUUCAUUGUGUUGCUGAUGUUCAUCUUGGGCAUCAACUGGCUCAUAGCGAUUCUCCUCAUCUGCUACGUUUCUUGGGUUCAGAAGCAGUAUUUUGAGAGUGAGAGGCGACGGAUACUGUUCGAAGAAAGGAAGAGAAGCAACACAAAAAGGGUAAUGAGCGAGGGCGAGACUCUACGUUGGGUGAACGAAAGCUUGAAGGUCAUGUGGCCAGUAUGUAUGCAAAAAUUUGCGUCACAGAACUUCUUCACACCCAUGGCGCCGUGGUUUUUGGACAGAUACAAGCCCAAAUAUGUGACGAAAGUGACGAUGAACUCUCUUCAUUUAGGAAACACGCCACCAUUUUUCAGACUUAUUCAUGUACUGCAAUCUUCCCAAGACAAAGAAGAAGUGGUUUUUGAGGCGCAAAUGGAGUUUUUGUCUGACGAGGUUAUGGGAGCUCGGUUGAUUGUUGAAAUAAGUGGCGUCAAAAUCACCUUUUACAUCUCAAAACUGUACAUUAAGGGGACGGUCAAGUUUUCGUUGAACUUUGUGGGAGGUUGGCCAGUUCUAGGUCGAAUACAGUUCUGUUUUGCAAACGCUCCCACUGUGAAUAUGGACGCACGGGGAUACGGUCUCUACAUGGGUUACAUUCCAGGAGCUAAAAGCUGGCUGGAGGAAACAUUAGGCAGAGCUCUUGAGGAGUCAGUCGUUGAGCCAUACAUGUUAGUCAUCGAUAUGGAAAAGCUUGUGAGCAACAUGAUGUUUUCUGAACCUAAACCAUCGCAGGGCUUGCAAGACUUUUUUAGUGUGGAGCACAGGUCAGAUUUUACAGUGCUCGUUGAGAUUUUGGAGGCUGGUGAUCUGAAGGCUGGAAGAGCCAAUGGUUUGCCUGAUCCAAUUGUUGAGUUAUCACUGAGGUCUCAUAUACAGAAAACCAAAUCGAGACCGAAGACGAUCAACCCAGUAUGGACCGAUGAGAAACAUCGUUUUCCCAUAGAGAACUGGGAGUAUUCAAACAUCCUUAUCUUACGGGUGAUACACAAAAGCUGGAGAGGUCAAGUUGAGCUUGGGAUAUGUAGCACUCCAGUGAAAGAAUUCCAGGGCGGUGAACGCAAAGAAAGGAAAUUACCGCUCGAAAGAGAUAAGGAGACUGUGGGUUGGAUAAAGUUUGCAGUCACCGUGGAACAUCGUGGCGGUUCUGAGAGUCAUGAGGAACCACGUACAACUUUUGAAUUUCAGACUCAAACUCAGGACAUAGCAAGCAUCACACCACCUGAUUCUGCCGCCACCACGAGAAGUCAAGCACUUGGGGUCAAGGCCAAUCCACUAACACAUACAGGAAAUAGUUCCACCGAGGUUGAAACUGGAAGUCUCGCACAUGUUACCUCCGAACCAAGUGAGCCUGAUGGUGGCAGCACUGAAAUUAUUAAAAUUCAUAACAUUCCUGAUGGCGCCGUCUCAAUCCAAUUUCCUGAAAAAGAGAAAUCUUUAUAUUUCUCCCUCGAUCCUCCGAGGACUAGAACACGGAAGCCCAAGUCAAAAUCUAAGGGUGCACCCAGCAGCAACGAACCCCAUGCAAUGUCGGAUUCUAAAGUGAAGCAAUCGAUGAAGCGCCUUCUGAGAAAGGCGCGUAACAUCAGCAAGGUUUCUUCCCACGACAAGUCUCCACCGGACAGAGAAAUGAUACAGGGUGAGCAUUCUGGAUACUCCAGCAGCUUAGACUGUUCCUCAGAGCUAAAGGUGUAUCAUGGCUCUUUGAAAGUGAACUUGCAGCUGUCUCCUGACAUGGCAUCUCUAGAGCCUCGUGAGACUGAGCUUCCUUGUGAGCCUCUGAAUCUGGAUUCAAGCACCAAGCUGGAAACCGUCCAUAGCGUCCAGGAUCCAGAUAAUUUUUUGCUGAAGACACCUGACCUGGCUCAUACGAGACGCAACAAUUUUCAUGAGAAGAUCAAUGAGGGCUGCACUGGAGCCCCACAAUCCGAGAUCAAAGGCCCGCAAUUAUCCCUCGUGGGGGGAGCGGUAGGGAAGUCGAGUAUCUCGAACGAACUGAACGAGGCAACACUUAGUAGCACCCCGAUAUUGCAAUCUCAUAUGCCUGAGAAGCAGAACUCCAAGAAUAGAACAUGGUUGACCAAGUUUAAUCUCCCCAAACGGCGGAAGAACCCAAGGAAAAGUAAGGGUGGCAAGGUGGAUUACGUCUCAGCGUACAGCUUCGAACGGGACCCGGGUUCUUUACCAUUAUCUGAAACUGACACUUCCGCCACUCAAUCCUUUAGGGAAGAAGGUUCAAAGAAAGAUUUCAAGACGUUGUCUCGCCAAGGGCAACCAAUUGCCACCGAUGGGUCACCUGAAAAUCAUCGCAGCAUCCUUGCCUCCAGUGGGGGUGCCAGUGGCAGCCAGUCCUGCAGAGUAGAGCCCAGCAAUGCCAAGAAGAUUACUGGAACACAGUCAAUGUCAAUGCGGUUUGACUCCUUGAACACCAUUCACGAGAGGCACGACCGUCUGGACCGCACAGCAUGAAGUCUAAGAUGUCUGACAUGCCUUCGUAUCAUAGAUUAUCCAGGCUUGAGCUGUACAAUACUGUUCAUCAUUAUUAUGCCAGGCUUGCCAAAAUCAACUCAAGAAAAGAAUGAGGUCAGAUAAAAACCAUCAAACAUUUGAGAGGAGUGGUGGCACACUCCCUUCAGGUCAGUGGUAGCAUCAUACCACUCUUGAAUUAGCUAUUGUGUCAAGCUUCUUCACUUGUAACUAUUGUACAGUUGAGCUAUAUUUGGGACCCCCAUGGUGAUGCUUUGGUAAGCGUCAAAAUCAAUGGUGCAAUGUCACAACCUUUCCAAAUUAAACAAGAGGUGAUGCAAGGGUGCCCACAUGCCUCCUACCUCUUCAUCAUUAUUGUGGAGGUUUUAAAUAUUACAAUCAAAACUGAAGUGGCAA
This is a messenger RNA of Physcomitrium patens, 4393 nucleotides long. The record is from RefSeq and is a predicted model, not a curated record. NCBI's taxonomy places the organism in Eukaryota, Viridiplantae, Streptophyta, Bryopsida, Funariales, Funariaceae.